AUGUCUGGAAACUGCUGUUCUAGGAAAUGCCCCUCCGUGCCAGCCAUCUCUCUCUGCUCCACGGAGGUGAGCUGCAGAGGGCCCGUCUGCUUGCCCAGCUCCUGCCAGAGCCAGACGUGGCAACUGAUGACCUGUCAAGAUGGCUGCGGAGCAUCCAGCUGUGGCCCACAAUGCUGUCAGCCCUCCUGUUCCGUGAGCAGCUGUGCCCAACCCGUGUGCUGCGAGGCCACCACGUGUGAUCCCUGCUGUUCCGUGAGCAGCUGUGUCCAACCCGUGUGCUGUGAGGCCACCACGUGUGAUCCCUGCUGUUCUGUGAGCAGCUGUGUCCAACCCGUGUGCUGCGAGGCCACCACAUGUGAGCCUUCUUGCUCCGUGAACAGUUGCUGCCAGCCUGUGUGCUGCGAGGCUGCUUCCUGCCAACCGGUCCUCUGUGUGCCCACCCCCUGCCAGCAAGUUGUUUGUGAGCCCAGCUGCUGCCCAGCUGUCUGCACUGUGCCUAGUUCUUGCCAACCAGUGGUCUGUGAACCUGCUUGCUGUCAGCCCGUGUGCCCCACGCCCAGCUGCUGCCCAUCCAUCUGCUCCGUGGGCAAUAGCUGCCAGGCUGCUUGCUGUGAGCCCAGUCCCUGUGAGCCAUCCUGCUCCGGGCCCAGCAUCUGCCAGCCGGCUCCCUGUGUGACUCUGGUCUGUGAGCCUGUCUGCCUUCGCCCCGUCUGCUGUGUUCCGAGCCCUUGGGAAGCACCUUGUGUCUCUAGCACUUGCCAAGAGCCCUCGUGUUGUGUCUCCAGCAUCUGCCAACCCAUCUGCUCAGAGCCCAGGCCCUGCUCACCAAGUGUCUGUGUGCCUCGUCCAUGCCAACCUGCUUGCUACCUAGUCCAGAGCCGUCAGUCCAUCUGCUGUGAGCCUGUUUCCUGCCCAUCUCCCUCCUGCCAGCCUCCCUGCUGCCGCCCGGGGUCUUCUGCAUCUGCCAUCUGCCAACCGACUUACCCUCGGACUUACUACAUACCCAGCUCCUGCAAACCGUCUUGCACGACGUCGGUCCCCUACCGCCCAAUCUACCGCUCAAUCUACUCUGGACCCCUCACCUACAGGCAGCCGUAUGUGACGUCCAUCUCCUACCGCCCUGCCUGCUACCGCCCUUGUUACUCCAUCCUGCGCCGCCCGACCUAUAUCACUUCAUUCUCCUACCGCCCGAUGAGCUCCUGCCUGCCUUGUGCUAACUCCUGCAAAAGAGAUUGCAAAAAGUCCACUUCCAGCCAACAGGAUGGUGCCGACUCCACUCCCGGCAAGGCCGAAGUCUCAGAGGACAAUCCCUGCCAGCCCACGGAGGCCAACUCCACCAGCCCAACCACCCGUGAGGCCACAGCCAGCCAGCCUGCUGCCGCCAAGCCUGCCAACCGCUGA
Myotis daubentonii (Daubenton's bat) is the source of this 1401-nucleotide messenger RNA. RefSeq names its product keratin associated protein 16-1 (gene KRTAP16-1). NCBI's taxonomy places the organism in Eukaryota, Metazoa, Chordata, Mammalia, Chiroptera, Vespertilionidae. The record is from RefSeq and is a predicted model, not a curated record. Gene Ontology annotation, cellular component: keratin filament.